Messenger RNA from Haemonchus placei, 240 nucleotides. Lineage: Eukaryota; Metazoa; Nematoda; Chromadorea; Rhabditida; Trichostrongylidae. The record is from the annotation of a GenBank genome assembly.
AUGUGGUUGUGUGUUGAGGUUCGGAAUCUUGGCGAUAUUUCGAAUGCUCGUUGCUUGGAUUGUGCUAUUGGUCGGCAUGAGAAGAAGAAACCAGUGAAAUUGUACGGGUGUCACGGCGCUGGCGGCAACCAGCUACGAAAUCAAGGUGCACCAUAUUGUGUGGAUAGUGCGAUCGGUGAAGACAACGAUGCAAAGCCGGUCUCACCAUAUCCAUGUCAUGAACAGGGUGGAAAUCAGUAG